AUGACAGUGUUCGGAGGCCUAGCACUAGUGCUCAUCCUUAGCUGCUUCUCCUCUUGUUGCCUCCCCACUGUAUCCUCAGUUACCUCCGACUCCGAUGGCUUCCUCCAAUGCCUGUCGGAGAACAUACCGAGCGGGCUCAUCUACACUCAGGGUGCGAGCAACUUCAUCGACGUGCUGGUGUCCUCAGUCCGGAACCCCCGGCUGUUCAGCAACGCCACGGUGAGGCCGCUCUGCAUCGUCACGCCCGUCGACGUAUCCCACGUGCAGGCUGCCGUGCGGUGUGGUCGCGCCAACGGCGUGCGCCUCCGCGUGCGCAGCGGCGGGCACGACUACGAGGGCCUCUCGUACCGGUCCGAGCGGCCCGACGAGGUGUUCGGCGUCGUCGACCUGUCCAACCUCCGCGCCAUCACCGUGAGCGCCGACGACGAGCGGUCGGUGCCCACGGCAUGGGUCGACUCCGGCGCCACGCUUGGGGAGCUCUACUACACCAUCGCCAAGAACAACUCGGAGAUGGCGUUCCCGGGCGGCAUCUGCCCGACCAUUGGCGUGGGCGGGCACUUCAGCGGCGGCGGAAUCGGCAUGAUGAUGCGCAAGUUCGGCCUGUCCAUAGACAACGUGCUCGACGCCAAGCUGGUCAACGCCAGCGGCGACCUCGUCGACAGGGACGCCAUGGGGGAGGACCACUUCUGGGCCAUCCGGGGAGGCGGCGGCGAGAGCUUCGGCAUCGUGGUGUCGUGGAAGGUGAGCCUCGUCAAGGUCCCAUCCACGGUGACGGCCUUCAACAUCUUCAAGACGGUGGACCAGGGAGCCAUAGACGUCCUGACUAAGUGGCAAGACGUCGCGCCUGACCUCCCCAGCGACAUCACUAUCAGGGUCAUCAUCCAGGGACAGCGAGCAACGUUCCAGUCCUUGUACCUAGGCACCUGCAGCGACCUCGUGCCAACGCUGAACAGCUCCUUCCCGGAGCUCGGCAUGACGAGCGCCGACUGCCUCGAGAUGACAUGGCUGCAGUCGGCGGCCUUCUUCAACUCCUGGAACCGCUACACGCCGGUGGAGGCGCUGCUCGACCGGAAGACAAGCCUGAGGACCUUCACCAAGAACAAGUCUGACUACGUCCGGCGUGCCAUCCCCAGGGAAGCGUGGAACAACAUUUUCCCUUGGCUCACGAUGAGUGGUGCCGGGAUGAUCAUCCUGGAGCCCCACGGCGGGUUCAUCGGCACCAUCCCCGCCGGGGCGACGCCGUACCCGCACCGGAGCGGCGUGCUCUACAACAUCCAGUACAUCACGUUCUGGUCGUCGGGCAACGAACAAGGCGCUGCGGCGAUGACCUGGAUCAGCAGCUUCUACGACUGCAUGGAGCAGUACGUGAGCAAGAACCCGAGGGAGACGUACGUGAACUACCGGGACCUGGAUAUCGGCGAGAACGUGGUGGUCAACGACGUCAGCACGUUUGACAGCGGCAGGGUAUGGGGAGAGAAGUACUUCGCCGGAAACUUCCAGAGGCUCGCCGCGGUGAAAGCGGUAGUGGAUCCGACCGACUACUUCCGGAAUGAGCAGAGCAUUCCGCCGCAACAGAGCACGGCGAGCAAGCGUCGUUCCGGGUAG
Molecule: messenger RNA, 1605 nt
Organism: Miscanthus lutarioriparius
Lineage: Eukaryota; Viridiplantae; Streptophyta; Magnoliopsida; Poales; Poaceae
Source: the annotation of a GenBank genome assembly